AUGGUUACCAAAUAUGUUUCAUCUCAGUGCAUAUACCUCGUCUUAGGCAUCUUGAUAACUACAGAGGCACUCGAUCUGAGUUCUUUUGCAGGUCAGGCCGAAAUCAAGUUACUCAUAGAGAAUGUUGCCGGUCAGGAAACCACACCUCAGGCUCGAGAAAUGCUCAUCAAGGCAAACGAGGAUCCACCCGACUACACGUGCACCGCAACAAAGCCUUGUAAUCUCGGAUGUUGCGGACCUCUCGACGACACCGGCACUGGUGCCUGCGGUUUCGGACCCGUUUUCUGUGGCCCCAAAUGCACAAGCGACUGUGAACGUAAAUCUGAGUGUGACGGGGAUAACUGGGGUCUCCAAUAUGCGAACCUCACGACUUGUCCGCUCAACGUCUGCUGCAGCAAGCACGGCUUCUGCGGCACGACAGUCGACUUUUGCGGCCCGAAUCCUGUACCACAUCCUCAGUGCGACCUUUCACAGCGGACCGCUGACGCCCGUACUAUCGGAUACUAUGAAGGCUGGAACUACCAGCGGCCCUGCGGUAACAUGGAGCCUGAGGACAUUCCACUGGGCCAUUGGACGCACAUCAACUUCGCCUUUGCUCUUAUCAACCCCAACACGUUCCACAUUGAGGAUAUGGAUCCCGGCACGGGACAGCGCUACGGCCGCGUCGCGGCACUCAAGGAGAAGCAGCCCGACCUUAAGGUCUGGAUCGCUGUUGGUGGUUGGGCUAUGAAUGAUCCUGGUCCAUACCGUACAGCAUUCUCUGACAUGGUUGCUAGCGAGGCCAACCAAGAUAGGUUUUUUGACUCGUUAUUGACCUUCAUGCAGCGGUAUAACUUAGAUGGCGUUGACCUCGACUGGGAGUACCCUGUGGCAGAGGACAGAGGCGGUAUCCCUGCCGACUUUGACAAUUACGUCAACCUUUUGCGACGUCUGAGGGCGCGCUUGAACUCGUCUGGGAGAGAAUAUGGUAUUAGUCUGACUCUCCCGGCCUCCUAUUGGUACCUCCGCGGCUUCAAUCUCCAAGGGAUGGAGCCCUAUCUGGAUUGGUUCAACAUGAUGACAUAUGAUAUUCACGGCGUUUGGGAUGCCAGCAUCGACAGCCUUGGCCCUAUUGCGCAGGCACAUACAAAUCUGACCGAGAUCAAAAUGGGCCUUGAGCUCUUAUGGCGCAACAACAUCAAUCCAGAGCGCGUUGUUCUUGGUCUUGGCUUCUACGGUCGCAGCUUUACGAUGAAAGACCCAGGCUGCAUGAAGGCCGGAUGCGAGUUUAGCGAGGGCGCUAACGGGGGCGCCUGCACGGGCACACCAGGUGUUCUAUCGGCGGCUGAAAUCAAUGAGGUCAUCGCUAACGGCGCUGCCGUCACGUACGACGAGGACGCCGCAGUGAAGAUUGUGACCUGGAACUCAGACCAGUGGGUAUCAUUUGACGAUACCAAGACUCUCGGAUCGAAGAUCAAUUUUGCUCAUCAGCACUGCUUGGGAGGGACCAUGGUCUGGGCUAUCGACCUUGAUGACGGUACUCUCACGGAGGCUCUUGGUGAAAAUAUUCAGCGGCCUAAGCUGCCCACGUACAGGCCAAAGCAAGUUUUCGAAUGCGGUGAAAGACCCGAGUUGUGA
Messenger RNA from Alternaria postmessia, 1617 nucleotides. RefSeq lists its product as uncharacterized. The coding region runs from base 1 to 1617 and encodes 538 amino acids. Gene Ontology annotation, molecular function: hydrolase activity, hydrolyzing O-glycosyl compounds; chitin binding. NCBI's taxonomy places the organism in Eukaryota, Fungi, Ascomycota, Dothideomycetes, Pleosporales, Pleosporaceae. Gene Ontology annotation, biological process: carbohydrate metabolic process. The transcript has 5 exons. The record is from RefSeq and is a predicted model, not a curated record.